AUGUCAAACAAUGGAACAAUGAGCUCUUUUACUAGACAGCAAAGAAUCAGAGAGAUGGAAGCAGAAGAAGUUAAUGAUGAUGCAAGAGAGACAAUGAUUGUUGCUUCAGUAUCAGCAGAAGACAGUAGCUGGCAAGUGCAGUCAUUUGUUGAUGAGAACACAGCAUAUGUAGUUGAGGUUACAGAUAGGCUGAUUAUGAAAUGUACCUGUUUCGAUUUUGAAAGAAGACAAAAACCAUGCAAGCAUAUGUAUUUGUUAAAAAUGCACACUGCCUUUUCUUUGCACUUCUCAACCACUCCUUUAAACUCUACCUAUGAACACAAUGUCAUCCCAAUCCCUCAACCCAUCACCACAAACAAUUGCUCCUCCCUUUUCUUUGAUCAGUGCAUUCAAACAAAUCAAACACUGCAUCAAUCACAUCAAGACCUUGCCACAUUAGCACAGUAUACAACAGACAAUGAAGCAAAGCAUAUAUAUGACAUACAGCAGCAAUUACUUCGUUCCAUUCAAUUCUUAAAAGAUAAAUAUGAAACAUUCAAAAGCUACGAGUACAGAGUUAUAAAUGCUGCCAUUUACUACAGCGCUAGGUCGAAAAAAUAUGAAGAGAGUGGGAUUCGAACCCACGCCUCCGAAGAGAUCACGGCCUUAACGUGA
This is a messenger RNA of Phycomyces blakesleeanus NRRL 1555(-), 654 nucleotides long. RefSeq lists its product as hypothetical. The coding region runs from base 1 to 654 and encodes 217 amino acids. The record is from RefSeq and is a predicted model, not a curated record. Lineage: Eukaryota; Fungi; Mucoromycota; Mucoromycetes; Mucorales; Phycomycetaceae. Gene Ontology annotation, molecular function: zinc ion binding. The transcript has 2 exons.